AUAACGCGAAGCGCCCUGCACGCAUAGACGACGUGCUGGCUGGUCGCUGCCCUCUCAACUCCCAAGCCCUCGCCUGAUUAGCAACGAAGGCAGGCAGGCAGGCAGGAGAAGAGCAGGGUAUUCGGUGGUGCGGGCGGUGUGAGCGAGCAGCGAGCAGCGAGCGACUCCGCAUCGGCGGAAACCAGUGAAACACCCGACGCCCACCCGGAAACCCCGCAGUUUCGCUGGGGGCACGACGACUCCGCGCUGCUCACCACUCCACCAAUCUGCGGGCCCUCGCGCCCCUCGGCGUCGGCAGCGAAGCGGCCGCUCUCGCACGGCGGUGGCGGCGAAUGACGAUCCAUUCGGGGCCGCGGCGGCCGGAGCCCACCUCCGACUCCUGAUUCAUCCCGGCUCCCCGGCCGAUCGCAGCGGCCCUCUCCGUUAGCAGUGUUCAGACUAGAAGAUGGAGAGUCCUCAAAUCGAGAUGGGGGGUUUCAAGGUCAACAGCCCGCAGGUGCCCAACGGCGGGCUGCGGCCGAGCAUGGCUGGGUCCUGGAACUCGCGGAGGACAUUCGAGAGGGCGCUCAAGAGCAUCAGGAUCGUCAUUUUCACCUCAAAGCUCAACUUGCUUCUGCCGUUCGGGCCUGCAUCGAUCAUUCUCCACUUCACUUCGAGGAGGCAUGGCUUGGUUUUCCUUUUCAGCAUGCUAGGAAUAACACCUUUAGCAGAGCGUUUGGGUUAUGCAACUGAGCAGCUUGCGCUAUUCACUGGCCCAACAGUUGGGGGCCUUCUGAAUGCUACGUUUGGAAAUGCAACUGAGAUGAUAAUCGCAAUAUAUGCUUUGAGAAAUGGAAUGAUCCGAGUAGUGCAGCAGUCACUAUUGGGUUCCAUAUUAUCAAAUAUGCUGUUGGUUAUGGGCUGUGCUUUCUUUGCUGGUGGUAUUGUUCAUCGGAACAAAGACCAAGUCUUCAGUAAGGCAACUGCAGUUGUCAACUCAGGUUUACUGUUGAUGGCUGUCAUGGGCUUGAUGUUUCCUGCUGUCCUUCAUUUCACACAUUCAGAAGUGCAGCAAGGAGCAUCUGAGGUUUCUCUUUCAAGGUUCAGUAGUUGCAUCAUGCUCGUGGCAUAUGCAAGCUAUCUCUAUUUCCAACUAAGUGGGCGGAGCAAUGUUUAUAGUCCAAUUGGCAGUGAAGAGGCACCCAAUGAAGAUGCCACUGAAGAAGAUGAAGAAGCCGAGAUUGGUAUGUGGGAGGCCAUUACAUGGCUUACAGUGAUAACACUGUGGGUGUCCGUCCUUUCUCAAUACCUAGUUAAUGCCAUUGAGGGAGCAUCUGAUUCGUUGAACCUACCGGUGGCUUUUAUCAGUGUUAUUUUGCUUCCUAUUGUGGGCAAUGCAGCUGAGCAUGCUAGCGCAAUAAUGUUUGCCAUGAAAGAUAAGCUUGACAUAACGCUAGGUGUUGCAAUUGGUUCAUCAACACAGAUAUCAAUGUUUGCGAUUCCAUUUUGCGUUGUUAUUGGUUGGAUGAUGGGACAAAAGAUGGACUUGAAUUUUCAACUAUUCGAGACAGCAACUCUCUUCAUAACAGUACUUGUGGUGGCAUUUAUGCUACAGGAUGGCACUGCAAACUACUUGAAAGGACUAAUGCUGAUCCUGUGUUAUCUAAUAGUCGCUGCCAGUUUCUUUGUUCAUGUUGAUCCACAAUCCAGUGAUGACUGAUGCCACAAACGUUGUAAGUAAUGUACCUGAUACCUUUGAAGACUGCUAAUCCUUUUUUGUUGAGGUGCUCCUCCAUAGCAAAGUUCGGCCUGUGUGAUGCAGCAUUGACACGAGGACACGGGAACAUCACAAAUCGUUGGUUCCUUCAUGAACUGCAGCAGGAUUUCCUGUAUUGUGUGUACACUGAGGGUUUGAGGGGUGCUAGGGGUAGUCAGUAGUCACAAGGUAUACAAAAACAAGAAAUGACGUUCAAGUAAGCCUGCUGUAUUCGAUUAAUUGAGUGAAUGCGGCUCUUUAUCCUGUUUCCCUCGGGUUUAUUUAUUGGGCCGCAGAUGCUGAAUACGUUUAUAUGGGUAUGAUUGAUGCUGGCAGAAGCGAGAUCUUUCUUCA
Messenger RNA from Phragmites australis (common reed), 2089 nucleotides. RefSeq names its product vacuolar cation/proton exchanger 3-like. The record is from RefSeq and is a predicted model, not a curated record. Gene Ontology annotation, biological process: calcium ion transmembrane transport; intracellular calcium ion homeostasis. NCBI's taxonomy places the organism in Eukaryota, Viridiplantae, Streptophyta, Magnoliopsida, Poales, Poaceae. Gene Ontology annotation, cellular component: plant-type vacuole membrane. Bases 446 to 1699 code for a protein of 417 amino acids. The transcript has 12 exons. Gene Ontology annotation, molecular function: calcium:proton antiporter activity.